Molecule: messenger RNA, 1284 nt
Organism: Striga asiatica
Lineage: Eukaryota; Viridiplantae; Streptophyta; Magnoliopsida; Lamiales; Orobanchaceae
Source: the annotation of a GenBank genome assembly
AUGGCCACUUGGUUGACAACAUCGGAGGUGACGGAGGAGAUUACAAUGGCUUCGAGAGCAAGCUCCGUCAGCUCCGACGCGGCGGGUAAACCAGCUCAGAACCAUCGCCAUCGGCGACGAUGCGGACCGUCAAAGAGUGAAAGCCCGACCAUUGGCAUGAAAUCCGCCGGCGGCCAUCGUCCACUGACCACUGCUCCCUUCCGACGCCGCCGACCAUCGUCCACUGACCACUGCUCCCUUCUAACGUCGCCGUCCUCGGCCACAUUACCUUGCCUGCAAAUUUCCUCAGGUCCAUUCCCAUACCAGUGGGCCGUCCGUCUCUUCACUCUAUCAAAUCCAUCAACGCAUUGGCUCAUAUUCAAAGCCCAAACUUUCUUCCUCACAGAAGCCAGGUUUUUCCCAGCAACUUCAUCAAACAACAUCUCCCACCCAUUUUCCCACUCGUCGUGUGCAUCACAAAGCUCAACUGAGUUUUCAGUCCACUCGGUCCAGCUCCAGUUUCUAGCAAGCCCAUUCAUGAUAGGCCCAACACAAGAUCCAGUGCAGACAGGCCUGCAAGGCCUGCACUUGGCGCCAUUAAGUGGGCCCGGGCUCGACAGCGCGGCCACAGGCACCCCAAACUGGGCAGGAGGAAACUCAUAUUCGCGAUCAGUCACUAUACAGAACGGCAGAGGGUUGGUGGUGAAUUCAACCUUUUGGGUGGUGAGUUGGGCCUUGAAAGCAGACUCCGAGUUGAGUUCGCCGAUUCCAGCUGAGGGAUUAAGGAGAGCCUCGAAAGUGCUACAACUAAGGAAUGAAGUUUUCGGGGCCCAAUGGGCCGGACCAGUACCCGUCGACUCUUGUUCGGAUGACCCAGUCGCAGCCUUCUACAAGGAUGAAAUAUUGCAACAAGCCCUGCAGUUAUUGGGGAACAGGACAGCAUUAGCAAACACAAAGAACAAGAACCUGUAUACCGUUGGGCGAGUCGGCAGCCGUCAGAACCCGGACCUCCGACUCAGUCUCGGGUAUGGGUUCGGGUUUAAAUAUUCUGACAGCAGCUAUUCUGGGUGCAUUGUUCAACAGCAGAAGCUUGUACGCGUUCGAAUCCAACGGGCUGUGGAGAAAAAGAUCCGAAUUUUCAUAAACACGAAGAAUCCUCUCCACAAUGAACGGCCCGGUCAGCUCGAACCUGCGGGCCCCGGGCCCCGCCCACCAAACAAACGGCGAUUCUCGACCCAUUUAACGGGUUCUCGGGUCGGACAGGAUGAUGGCCGGUCGGGGCACGGCCGCCAAAUAUGGAUUUGA